This is a messenger RNA of Felis catus (domestic cat), 6579 nucleotides long. RefSeq names its product ANTXR cell adhesion molecule 1 (gene ANTXR1). Lineage: Eukaryota; Metazoa; Chordata; Mammalia; Carnivora; Felidae. Gene Ontology annotation, molecular function: signaling receptor activity. Bases 391 to 1899 code for a protein of 502 amino acids. The transcript has 18 exons. Gene Ontology annotation, cellular component: membrane. The record is from RefSeq and is a predicted model, not a curated record.
GCAGUCUCCCAACCAAGAACAAUCUGAAAACCCACCCCAUAAUAUUUAAAAGCUGGGACAAAGAAGCGUCAGGACGAAGCUGCUUCCAUUGCAAAACGUCAGCGCAGCCUCCCGAGCGGUCCGCCGCCAGAGUCCGGAGCAGCCCCUUUAAAAAAGCGGAGUACAGUAUUGGGAUUUUUGAAAACUGAAACCUAGAAACAGAAUCGAAGCGGAAACCAGAAGGAAAGCCUUGAACUCCUCCAGACAAUUGCUUCCGGGGAGUUCCAGGAGCGCGAGGGGGAAUAAAGGGCCCGCGAGCAGGGCCCCUCGGAUGGCGCGUCCCUGAGGGUCCAGACGAAUUCGAGGCGCGUGGGAAGCAGAGGUCCCUACCCUCUCCCUGGGCUGCAGGUCAUGGCCACCGUGGAGCAGAAAGCCCUCGGCAUUGGCUUCAAGUGUCUCUCCUUGGCCACUUUUGUGCUCAUCUGCGCCGGGCAAGGGGGACGCAGGGAGGAAGGGGGUCCAGCCUGCUACGGGGGAUUUGACCUGUACUUCAUUUUGGACAAAUCAGGAAGUGUGCUGCACCACUGGAAUGAAAUCUAUUACUUUGUGGAACAGUUGGCUCAUAAAUUCAUCAGCCCACAGCUAAGAAUGUCUUUUAUUGUCUUCUCUACUCGAGGAACAACCCUAAUGAAGCUAACAGAAGACAGGGAACAGAUCCGUCAGGGCCUAGAAGAACUCCAGAAGGUCCUGCCGGGAGGAGACACUUACAUGCAUGAAGGAUUUGAAAGGGCCAGUGAGCAGAUUUAUUAUGAAAACAGUCAAGGAUACAGGACGGCCAGCGUCAUCAUUGCUUUGACCGAUGGGGAACUCCAUGAAGACCUCUUUUUCUAUUCAGAGAGGGAGGCUAACAGAUCCCGAGAUCUUGGUGCAAUUGUUUACUGUGUCGGUGUGAAGGAUUUCAAUGAAACACAGCUGGCCCGGAUUGCGGACAGUAAGGACCAUGUGUUUCCUGUAAAUGACGGCUUUCAGGCUCUGCAAGGCAUCAUCCACUCGAUUUUGAAGAAGUCCUGCAUCGAAAUUUUAGCAGCUGAACCAUCCACCAUAUGUGCUGGAGAAUCAUUCCAAGUGGUCGUGAGAGGAAACGGCUUCCGGCAUGCCCGAAACGUGGACAGGGUCCUCUGCAGCUUCAAGAUCAACGAGUCAGUCACGCUCAAUGAGAAGCCCUUCACUGUGGAAGAUACUUAUUUGCUGUGUCCAGCACCUAUCUUAAAAGAAGUUGGCAUGAAAGCAGCGCUUCAGGUCAGCAUGAACGAUGGUCUCUCUUUCAUCUCCAGUUCUGUCAUCAUCACCACCACACGCUGUUCGGAUGGCUCCAUCCUGGCAAUUGCCCUGCUGAUCCUGUUCCUGCUCCUGGCCCUGGCUCUCCUCUGGUGGUUCUGGCCCCUCUGCUGCACCGUGAUUAUCAAGGAGGUCCCUCCACCCCCUGCUGAGGAGAGUGAGGAAGAAGAUGACGAUGGUCUGCCCAAAAAAAAGUGGCCUACUGUAGAUGCCUCUUACUAUGGUGGGCGAGGCGUUGGAGGCAUUAAAAGGAUGGAGGUUCGCUGGGGAGAAAAGGGUUCCACAGAAGAAGGUGCUAAGUUGGAAAAAGCAAAGAAUGCAAGAGUCAAGAUGCCAGAGCAGGAGUACGAAUUCCCCGAACCUCGAAAUCUCAACAACAACAUGCGUCGGCCCUCUUCCCCCCGGAAGUGGUACUCGCCAAUCAAGGGAAAACUGGAUGCCUUGUGGGUCCUACUAAGGAAAGGAUAUGAUCGUGUGUCUGUGAUGCGUCCACAGCCAGGAGACACGGGUGGGCUCACAGUCCUAUUGUUCCUUGGUACCCACCAGGAAAUCCCUGAGCCAACAUCCAACAUCAAGUGCUAGAAGAAACCACUUAAAUAGCAGGCCAGCAACACAUCCGAUCCUACGAUGUAAAGAGUUCGCUAAGCAUUUGCUGAAACCAUCCCUCUGCUUCCAGUAUAUAGCUAUGCCAUGCUCUUUCUAAAACACAUAUGUGAACAUGACAUUCCAAGGCUUCAGACUUGCAAAGACCAGGAAAAAGCCCCCCGAAAUUGCUUGAUUUAGAAAGGCUCUCCUAAUUUUAAACAGAGAUGUAAGGGAGCUUCAGAAAUCAGGGUUCGUGGAAUCUAGUGGUUUUCAACCUGGUCGCACAUUGUGAUAACCUGAAGAGCAUUCAAACGCUGAUACUGGGAUCCCACCUCAAAGGUUCUAUUUCACUUGUCUGGGAUGAGGUCUGGACAUUUGGGAUUUUAGAAGCUCCCCAGGUGGUUCUAAUGGCAACUGGGAUGGAGAAUCAGUGAUCUGGUCCAAUUCCCUAUUUUUCAUCCAAGACUGCAUCUUCUCUUUCCUUCUCCACCAAUUUGAAGGCAACUGUCCACACUGCUCCAGAGACAGACAUAAGGGAAAUGGAUGAUUACCAUCUUCAUGGGCUUCCACCAGUCCCUUUCCUUCUAGGAAGAUGAUUAACACGGAUUCAGGCUACUAUCUUAUUGUUACUGCUUAGGGGGAAAGGAUGGAGAAAAGGAAAUAUAACUCUGCCUCACAUGUUUGGGGUUUUUUUUCCUGGACGGAAUUCAAUCAAUAUAUGGACCAGUCUAAACCCUCUCCAGUUGUUUUUACCUCAGUUUGAGCCAUCCCACUUCACGUGCUCUGGGAGGGACCCACUGGAGUUGGAUGUCUUCUUUGUUUUCAGCUCCUCGGUUUCUCCCAGAUCUGACAUCAGGAGGCCGGUACAUUCCAUGACUAUCAGCAAGAACAAAAAACUCAGGCACAUUCUGAGCUUGUUUUGCAAGGCUGGGCCUCCUUGCAAUCAGAAGAGACCCAGGAAAAGUACACACAUAAAUGUACAUAAACAACGUUUGAAACUUAUUUGAAGCUCAGCCCCAGAGGUUGUGAAAUCCUCUCCUGGAGCUCCAGCCUCAGGCUGCUGUCUGUGCAGCUGCUUCCAGUAAGGGAGCUAGGCCAGUCACAUGGGCACCAUGUCUCCCUGCUGUCGCUGAGGCCGGAGUGAGCUGGGCAGGUUAUCUCUGAGGGCAGAGAGCGUGCUCAGCCCAGUCCUUCGAAAGCAGAUGAGCCUCCCGUAACAUAAGCAAGUCAGAGAAAAGUGUCUGCAGUCCGUUUCUCUCUGUCUCUUUUCUCCAUUUUUCACAUUCCCUGUGUUGCCUCUUUCUUCUUCCCUCUUUAACUUGGCUGCCUUCCCUCAAACAUUCUUUGAUCAAACAGCUAUUAUGUUCCCACUAGGAACCCAUCAUAGGGCCGGUACUAGGGAUACCAAUUAGAACGGGACUGAAUUCUGGCUUCCUGGAGUUGAGUGUAGGACUUGGAAGAGAAGAAAGGGUCAAGCAUUGUAUCAACUGCAGAUGCUUAUAGAAGCACAAACCCAUUCAGAGCAACUUGGGGAAGGAUGUCGAUCUCUGUUUACAGAGCAGAAACUGGGGCUUAGGGUACUUUAUUAACUUUCUGGAGGGCACACUGCUAGUAAGGGGCAGAUGAGGGGCUUGAAUUCGGGACUGUCAGAGACUAGGGAUUCCUGAAGUCCUUUAUGCGUUCAACAGAUCCUUGCUGAGCACUUUCUAUGCGACUAGCACUGUGGUUGUGCUGGUUGCUCAUUUGCAGUGUCCUCGCUCUUGAAGGUCAGGGACAAUAGUCAAGUCUCCAAACGUUGCCCAUGUGAAAGGCUGUGUGAUGGAGAUGAGCAUGUGAGCUAUGAAGGAUACACCUCAUGUGGGUGUGAGGGAUACACCUAGGAAGGGCAUUUCACCAGACUGGAAUCAAAACCUACUUCUAGAAGUGACAUUUAAGCUGAGAGUGGGAGAGUUAAAAAGGGACAGUUAUCCUAGUGAGAAAGAAGCUUAAACAAGGACCCGAAGGGGUCCUUCUGGGAGACACCAAGAGCGGGGUAUGUUGGAAGACAGAGUGUUGAGGCAGUGACAGCAGGCCACGUGGGGUGCUGGUCGUGGGGGCCCACUCUGAGGACAGUGGAGAAUUACACAAGUGUUUUAAGCAGUGAAAUGAUCAGAUUUGUGUUUUAGCAAAGUCCCACUGGCUGCAGUGUGGAGAUCGUGGCAGUGAGGGAUGGUGAACAGAAGCCGUGGUGAACGAGGAGAGUCUGGAUUCCAUCCAGAAUGACUGGAUUUGGUAACCGGCUGGCUGUGGAGGAUGAGAGAGGAGGAAGUGUCAAGAAGGACCCCCAGAGUGUGUCUGAGCCAACAGUGAUGCCACCAGGAUGAGGGCGGGAAGACAAGAGCUUUGGGGCUGAAGACGAAGAAUUAGCCUCAUAACUUAGCAAGUUUGAGGCACUGUGGGAGCAUCUCCAGGCAGAGAUGGCCAGGCAUGGGGCCAGGAGGCACUCAUUCUCAGGGCCGGCACCUGCUGAGACCUGGGAAGGAGCACCUCCUUCGGGUCUGUGCCCUAGACGCCCCACCAGCCUCACGCUAGUCCCCGCCUGUGUUGGAGGCAGUUCUGCUCAGUAAGAGUUCGGAGCUGGAGGCAAAAAUUUGGGAGUCGUCAGCAUGGCAGUUGUGACCAGUGUGAGUAGAUGGGGAACUAGGGAGUGUGCGUAGACAGAGAAGAGAAAUCGGUUAAGCAGUGAACCCCAGGGCCAUGUCCUUUAAGUCAGCGUGGGGAAAGAAAAAGGGAACAAGAAGAAAACUAAGAGACCAGCCAGAGAACGAAAAGGUGCAACAGGAGAGUCUGGGGUCAUGGAAACGGAGAGAAGAAGAUACGUCACUGAGGAGGUCAGUGUCAAGUGCUAUAAAAUUUACACACAAGCUGGCACCGGUUCUUUAAUUACACAAGGUUAUGGUGACCUUGACGACCUAGGUGACUUAGGUUCGGUGGAAUGAAAGGGGCAGGAAGGAAGCUUUGUGGAAAAUGGGAGGGGAGAGCCAAAGCAGUAGCUGGGAUAGCGCUGGAGUUGAAAUGUGUUCUUCGUUUUAUUAAGAUGGGGCACUAGAGCUUGAUUAAGUGCUCAUGACAGGCCCAGAGAGGGAGAGGUUGAGGAGAAGAUGGGCUGGAGCCCUUAAAAGCAGGGCUUAGAGGACCUGGAGCCCAGGAAGUGCCACUCUUCCGUGUGAAUUAGGUAGCGGAGCCCAGGUGGGCUCUCAGGUGUGGGUGAGAGGGCAGGAAGCCUCAGCACCCAUUUGAUGACUUCUGUCUCUCCCACGAUGAUGCUAGAGGAGAGGGAUGAGUGAGGGCAGAGUUCCUGAGAAGGUCGGAUGAGGAGAGCCAGCCGUACCUUUGGAAUCCCGUCGCUCUUGUGGGUCAGCGCUUUCUUUAGUUCCAGGGUGGACGUCUCCACCGCAUGCAAGAAACAUGAGUAAUUCCGGAUGCAGUGUUACAAGCAAUUCACUUCAAAACUCCACCCCCAAGCGAACCCCCUUUCUGGUCCCUUGAACAUAUUGCUGUAGGUUUUAUUUCUCACACGCAGAAUGGAAAUAAUGACCUAGUUUAACCCACAACACUUAAAGAGCAGUGCUAACUGCUUUGGGGCUUUUUGUUUUGUUUUGGCACCGGAGGUCUCCCGCUGCUCUAAGAAGUUAAAACCGUAGGGGCGGCUGGGUGGUGCAGUCGGUUAAGCGGCCGACUUCGGCUCAGGUCAUGAUCUCACGGUCGUGAGUUCGAGCCCUGUGUCGGGCUCUGUGCUGACAGCUCAGAGCCUGGAGCCUGUUUCAGAUUCUGUGUCUCCCUCUCUCUCUGACCCUCCCCCGUUCAUGCUCUGUCUCUCUCUGUCUCAAAAAUAAAUAAACGUUAAAAAAAAAAAUUAAAAAAAAAAAGAAGUUAAAACCGUAAUACCUAACAACUACUAACAAACUAGUUUCAUACCGGUUUAUAAUCAGCUACAGUAUAAAUUACUAACGAAUGGGAUCCUUGUCGUAUAUAAAUACUGUGACGUAGCACCGUGUCCCACAGAAGAGGCAUCAAUAACUAUUCUUGAUCAGGAUCAGCUUAAAGCAGCGAUUCUGGAAUCACUCCAUUGCUUUGCCACGUACCAGCUGGGUGACCUUUUCAGCUCACUCUGCUUUUUAAGAUCACUUCCAUUUUUCUGAGGAGUUGUUUGCAGGGCACACGGUGCCUAGUAAUGCAGGCUGUGCCCCUGUCGGAGGGCCAGCCUGUGCACGGCUACACAUACAAGCUCCCCGGUACGGGCACACAUUCCACCUCAGACAGGAAGGCCUUUUCCUGAUUCAUUCAAAGGUACUGUGUGGGUGAGCGGUGGCCCCCACCAUCUGAACACAGAAAGCAAUUAAUUUCCUCCCAAGCAUUGCUUUAGAUAAACAUUGGAAGAUAUUGCUCAGUCCAGUGGUUUCUCCCAAUAUGAUCAUCCCCGGCAACAUUUUUUUUCACUAUUUCUUGUACUCACCAAAAAAGUGUUUGCUUAGUUAAUAGAGUUUUUGCCCUAUCUUAUCUUUUUUCUUUCUUCAGUUGUGAUCAUACUGCAGAUGAGUUAGUAUUGCAUUCUUUCAUUUUAUCCUAUAGGCAUAAGGGGGAAAUAAUUUUUUAAAUCACUUUGUUUCCUAAGCAAUUAAAAUAAUUUAAAACUUU